GUGUCGUCCAGUGAGUCAUACAUUUUGCAUACUUCAAGAUCCAAAGAAUAGAAAAUUGAAAAAAAUCGCUGGAGGUCUACUCAGAACCCUUAAUAAUGUCAAGCAAGCAUCUACAGACUGGGGAUCCAAAACCUGAAUUCGAUAAGACGAAGAAAUUUCGAAUUUAUAGUAUGAGAUAUUGCCCUUUUGCACAGAGAGCAAGAAUAGUAGCGGCAGCCAAGGGACUUGAAAAUUAUGAUAUCGUGAAUAUCAAAUUACGUGAUGAUCUCCCGGAGUGGUAUCUUGCAAUCAAUCCAGCUCGUUCGGUGCCCUCCGUUGAAUUUCCUGAUGGUCGCACUGUUAAUGAAUCUCUUGUUGUUGCAGAUUUGCUUGACGAACUUUAUCCCGAGAAACAAUUACAACCAAAGGAUCCCAUUGAGAAAGCCAAACAAAGAGUUUUUGUCGAAAAAUACGGGAAAACGUUCAUUCCACCAUAUUACAAGCAUUUGAGAGAACGUACCGAGGAAACCAAAGCAGAUUUGGCAAAGAGUAUUUGCGAGGUUGAAAAAUAUUUAGCUGAUAAGAAAGAAAAGUAUUUUGGAGGUAAUCAGGCAGGAAUGCUGGAUUUCAUGGUAUGGCCUUGGUUCGAACGCCUUCCUACUAUAUAUAGUCUAUCUGCUGACGCCUAUCCAUGUCUGGCAAACUGGUUUAACCUGAUGCAAAAUGAGCCUGGAAUUAAAGAAACCGCAUUUUCAAAAGAGAAACACUUGAAAUUUUACGAGGGAUAUCUCACUGGUAAACUUGAGUAUGAGUUAGAGUAAUUGACGUUGCUUUCUUUCUAAUUAUGUAUUUUCAAACAUGAGCGUACUCGCUCUCUCCGUAAAGUUUAAUAUUGGGAGCCAGUUAUGCCUGGUGAAUCUUGUAUGUAGUUGAUAGAAAUAAAAUUGAUGGUUGCAGGCUAUAUAAACAGACUCUUCAAUUACUCCAAUUUCAUCCAAUCAAUGCUCAUAUAUAGUGUUUUAUAUAAGUUUUUUAGAGCUGGGUUUAGUAUUUUUCAUUUUCCUGUUUUGAAAAGUUUCAAUCCAAAGGAAUAAUGAACUCUCUUCUAACUUAGGCCAUGUGCACACGAGCGUCGAU
Messenger RNA from Dendronephthya gigantea, 1116 nucleotides. Its product is annotated as glutathione S-transferase omega-1-like. The transcript has 5 exons. The coding region runs from base 96 to 800 and encodes 234 amino acids. Lineage: Eukaryota; Metazoa; Cnidaria; Anthozoa; Malacalcyonacea; Nephtheidae. Gene Ontology annotation, biological process: glutathione metabolic process. Gene Ontology annotation, cellular component: cytoplasm. The record is from RefSeq and is a predicted model, not a curated record. Gene Ontology annotation, molecular function: glutathione transferase activity; glutathione dehydrogenase (ascorbate) activity.